GACGCCAUGUCAGAUUUUUUGUGUUACUGCGUGAAUAGCAGAUCUGUAUUUAUUUAAAACAACAAUUCAUCGUGGUGAAAAUUUCUAGAAAUCAUUCAAGCUGGAUAGGCUACCAGAAUACCUGCGCGACACGGUGGACUGGUUUAUGGGGAAGGCGCGUCGUAAAGACCGGGAACUUUCAUCAUUGUGUCCAGACGAUCCAAAGCUCUACUUGGAGGAGGGGUUAUUAGAACGGAAACUUCCUGACAUCGACUUACAAGUGCUAUUGGAACUUCCCCCUGGCUUGGACUAUAACGAGUGGCUGGCUUCACAUACUUUAGCGUUUUUUGACCAUAUUAAUUUAAUAUAUGGCACAAUAUCAGAGUUUUGCACGAUGUCGGGAUGUCCUGAGAUGACAGGACCCGGCCUCCGGACAUAUCUAUGGUUUGACGAAAAGGGCAAGAAAACUCGAGUUGCUGCUCCACAGUAUAUUGACUAUGUGAUGACAUUCACCCAAAAAACUAUCAGUGAUGAAAGUAUAUUUCCAACAAAAUAUGCCAAUGAUUUUCCUAGUUCAUUUGAGUCGAUUGUUCGAAAAAUAUUACGACUCUUAUUUCAUGUGCUGGCUCACUUAUAUCACUGCCACUUCCGGGAGGUCGUGCUUUUAAACCUCCAUGCACAUCUUAAUUGUGUGUUUGCGCACCUCACCCUAUUUAAUGCUCGUUUCAAUCUAAUUGAUUCCAAGGAAACAGAAAUUUUGCAAGACUUGGUUGUUGCUUUAAAGCUGCAACCAGAGGGUGAUGUGUCGCAAACAGAAACCUCCCCUAACACUGGAGGUACCGGUAACACAGGGAACAGUGGUAGCUCAUCUUCUGCAGUUGCCGCUUCAACUCAGCCAACUGCGUCAACCACAGACAGCUGUGAAGCGUCAAAUACUACAGCAAAUUCAUCAACGUCAUCACAGUCAUCAGGGUCGACCGGUUUACCAUCAGCAUCAGUGCAGCGUCGCUCAAGUAGAUGUGAGGACAGUUUUUUACAUGAUGUUCCACUUCUAAAUGAACCGCUAUUGGGCAGACAAGAAACCGUAGCAGGCGUGUCUCACUAGUCUGACUGAGUGGUACCGGUACCUCAACAUGUUGUUAUUUGAUACAUACUUUAGCAUUAGUACUGACUCUCUUCUGAGGAUGUGUUAUUUUUUAUGUGAAGAAAACGGCUAUGGUCAUCAUACUGCAUCUGUCAAGUGUUUGGAGUUCAACAAACAUGAUUUGUUUUGUAGGUUCUGUUAAUAUUCAGUUUUGUAUGAGAUCAUCAAUCUCCCAGAUUUCAGAAAAUCACAUAUCAUUUCAUGUGAAAGAUUUGUUGGUUAUUGUUAUUCACACCCUCAGAGGAGAAUAGGAUAUUAACUCACUGUUAUUCUUCUGCUUUAUUGACUUAUGUUUAUCUUUAAAUCUUGUUCUUGUCUUUCAAUUUAUUUGGUUGUUAAAAGUACUGCAUUAUGCAGUUGUUAUAACAGUGAGUUGAGGUCCUUUUGUUAUUGCUUCUUUAGGGAACAUUUCACCAUUUGCUUUCUUGUUUUUCUCCUUGAUUGACACCAGUGUUUUAAACACUCUGAUGUAAAGAUGUUCAAAGAUAUUCAGACCUCUCUCCUGUGUAAUGGUUUGUGUUGAACUAUCAAUUGACUGUAACAAGGCUGUUGUGUACUGUUGUUGGCUGUUUACUGUUUGCAAGUGCUCUUAGAAUAUUGGCUAUCACCUUCUUCCACUGAAUCUAGUGGUUAAUGGUGAGUGUGUCAUUUGCCGCCAACUUCACUGGUCUCCAAUUUUAAAGAAACUCCCUAAACAACCUACAACUGACCAUGCCUCUCUUCAUUGAGACAGUCUCUUUUGAGUUUUCUACUUUGAUUGUGAUGUACGUAUUCGUUUUAUUGUCUUGACUAUCCUUCAAAUCCUGUGACUUUCAAUGUAGUCAAGCUUGAAAAAUUUGGACUCUGUGAAUGUUGUUUGGUUGAUCUCGCAGAUUAUAUAUACUUGUACCAUACUCUGAGGAAAUGUGAUUAUUGUGAUUGAAAGGUAAGUUGAAAUGUCUCCAAGCACCUUUGUUCCCUUUCACUAUAACAGUAAAGGAAAAGCUGAAUUUGUUUUAUUUUAUGUAGUGUAAGUUAAUUAGUGUAAGUUCUGAACUGUGAGUUAGUUGUUGGAUUACGUAAAUAGUAUAUGUGGGUGGUCAAACUUUUAUUUUCUUUCUGAACCAGAAGUUGUUUGGAUUGCUUCUUUUAAAGCUUAGCAUUUAAAUUAUUUCUUUAGAUUGCUCUGGCAAUUGCCAACAUAAAAUCACCGGUGCCGUUAAUGCCCUACCACCCUUUGAAUUAAUUGUUUACCAUGAAUAUUGACCUGAAAUGUAUCUUUUCAUUCAUGUGCUUAAACAAGUCAAUGGAAAUAAGCUACAUCAGCAAUGCCAGUGAUAAAUGUGAUGCAACUUCUGCAAACGAACUGAUUGGCUUUCGGCCUUGUUCAUAUUUCAUGCUCCCUGUCAUAAAAGUCUAAUUUUACUUCAAGUUUGACAACACAAAUCAAUGUGAUGUUAGCCACGUAAUGCUUUUUGACCUCUGUGGUACUGUAAAUCUUAUGUUUCCUUGUUAUCGGAGUCGACUGGCUUUACCCUCCCCAUUUUUAUUUUGAAAAGGUGUUUUGAAGAUUUUGUAAGUUUUUAUACAAUCUGGGGCGAUAAUGUAUACCUGCUUGGUGUUCGGGGUGGUACCUAACAAUAGAAAAGCUAAUAAGUCCUCCAGCUUUUUUAUUGUAUUUUUUUAAGGUUCCUCUACUGGUGAUAAAUUAUCAACAUUGAACAAAGCUGAUAUUUUCUUCUUUACUAUCUCAUGAUGGCUUUUAGGUAGUAUUAAAUAAUUAUUUUUUUUUAAAUUUAGAACAAAGCUUAUCUAUUAAAUAAACUUUCUCAUGUGCUGGUAAUGGGCACUAGUUAUCUGUUAACACAAAUCAUACAUAUUCAUACUAUUUAACAUGAAUAUGAUGUGUUUGUGGACCUAAAAUGGCAAAUGGUAAUGACACAACCUGAAUAAGAGUUAUCUUCAUCUCCAAGGUUAUGAUACUGCUACUGCUUGGUUUACCUAAAGACAGAAUUUUGCAGUUGUGUUGUUCAAUCUGAUAGUGUGGUGUAAACCAUAUUUUACAGUUUCUUGUGGAAAUAAUAUCCUAACUUUGUGUAUCAGGUUUGUGAUAAUUAUCAUUGUCUUUGUAGUGAUUAGAUACUGUAUGUAUCUUCUAUUUUACACAGAGUAAGAUACACCUUUUUGCACUGUUAAAUGCACCAUUUUGUUGUAUUUACCUAUUAGAAUCCCAUUAACUAAUUCUUUCUGCUAUCCUUUACUUUUGAGUUACCAUUUCUGAAAGUGAGGCAAUAUUGCUUUGGUUGUGGUGUAUACUGUGCAGCAAUGUGCAUUUCUAAAUUUAGCUCGUUGCACUCGACCUGUACCCUAUUAGGUGUUAUUUUAUUUGUACAUCUUGCUUUCCUUGUGCAAAAUGCAUGCAAAAUGCACCUGUGUCAAUUUCAAUAGUUUGAGGCUGUCAUGCAUUGUCAACAUUCUCAAAACAGCUGGGGUUAGAAAAGUCUAAUUAAUUUUUUUACUCAAAUACAACUAGUAGCUGUUAAUGUCUCAGCUUUUCAGUGUGACUAAACACUAAACUAAAAACUGAUCAGCAUGAAAGCUGCAUGUGUUCGGGUAUCAUGACUAUAGAUGCAUGCUUCUCUCAGAGUAGCAAUAUACCUAACUAAAUCUCUUAACCAACCACCCUCUAGGGGUCUUCAGCAAUGUUCUAUAAUUGAUAUGUUGCUGCACUUUAAGCCGCUAAAAGAGGAUAAUCUGUUAUUUUAUGGUCAGUCUAUUGUCCAGAUUUAAUUACGACUUUUCUGUAUUUACUGCAUCGACUUUAAUGUAGAGCAAUAUUUGAAAGAAAAAAAAAGUUUUAGUGCUGUCAUGAGAAUUCUUAAAAUUUCCCUCUUGUUUGUGCUUUGUAGUUAAUUUUAUAGAAAUUUCUUACUCUUGUUGUUAGCUGGUCUUUUCUCUGUAUUUGGUGUCUCUUUGUGCUUCAGUACAGGGCCAGCAUCAGGUUUGGAGAAAGCAGGCUGAUUAAUCCAACAGAUGCACCUACCCUAUAUACUUGUCUGCCUGAGCAGUAGAUAUGAGACAAGCAAACUCUCAACUGUAAAAUCUUUCAGCUUUGUAUCUUUUUGUUGGUACUGGUGGUGGAACCUACCUACCCUCUUCCCCUCCGUUAUUCAUUUGCUGUACUGGAUUCAGUAUUUUUAUUGCCGUGUUCUCUUUUUCUAAAUCCUCUCCAUCUUAUACUUAAUGGUAUUUAAUUUGCAUUUUUACAAUAGUUUACUAUUUUAAAUCAUUGUUUCUUUGCAUUUUCAUUUGCAAGAACUUAAAAGUGCUAAAUUUGAGGCUUGCACAUUUCUAAUAAGCCAGUAAAGUUCUCUUUUUUUUUCCUCUUUCCAAAAGAAUUGUAAUAGCCGACUUCUAGCGAGACUGAUUUGUAUUGUGAUUUGUGGUUGUUAAAAUAAUUCCAAAGGACCGUUUCCUUCGGUUCUGUUUGUUGAUGUUUACAAUUGUUUUCUCUUGUUUUUAUUUAAUGAGCUGUUUUCUUGGGUGGUGACCUAUGUAGUUCCUUGAUCAUAUUUCAUGUUGCCUAUUUCCCUCCAUUCUACUCGUUCUGCUUUAUGUACCUUUUUAUUAUUUUCACUGCCCUCAUUACUUUUCUUUGGUCAGCAUAGCUGUGUGCAACGUGAACUCUGUAUUGUUGUUGAGAUGCAUCCUGAGAAACACCAUCAAAAAUUGAAUCAAAUCUAGUUCUUUUCCAAAAAUCCCAGUAAUAUUUUUAGGAUUGUUUUCUUCCUGUUCAUUAUACGGUUAACAACCUUGUUGUCAGUGAAACUUGAAAGAUCUUUACUUUUCCAUUGCUUUACUGGACAGGAUUGGCGCCAACAUGAGAAGCUGUUUGUAGUACUACUACCUCAGCUUCUUUACUGGAAAGGUUUCAAUCCAAUAUUAAUAAGAAUUCCAGUAUUAUGGCAAAAUGCAUAAAUUAUGUUAUAAGUGGUUCUUUCCUAAACUUUUAUUCACAUUCAGAAGUUUUAACGCCAGAAGUGGAGUGUGAUUUGUAAGGGUAAUGUUGGAAUGUUUUAGCAGCCUGGAUGUACAGCACUAAGAUUGGAAUGCUCUCAUUAAAGUUAUCGGAGGAAGUUUUAAUGUUAAACAUUAAUUUAGGCUACAUAUACACUGUUGCACGUGUUAAAGGCUGUGGAUUUCUAUGCCUACUAGAAGGCUGUUAGUUAUGUAAUUAUGUUCUGAGAAUAAAGGAGCAGAAUUGUGACCCUUUAAUGCAGUGCGAACCAAGCAACUUUGUCUCCUGUUUAGGAGCAAGACAUUUUGUUUGUUGUAAAUUUACUAAUCAUAGUUUUGAUAUCACUCUGGAUGUUUUACAUCUUACGUUCUACCUAUGGAAUGCUGAGCCUAGUUAAUUACAGCAGCUUUUCUGAGAUCUGUUGAUUGAAAUUAUUUUUGAACUAAACAAAAAAACUCAUAUUUUCAGUGAAAUCGUUAGUGCAGUAAAGGGUUAAGUCUGUUGCCGCGGAAGGAUCUAAGUCAUAGUGUAUCUGUCGCUUUUGUAGUAUUUUACAACUUUGUUUACUCUUCUUUUCCAAGUGUACUUGAUACUUCAUUUGUCACUAGAUGAAAGUGUUAGCAUUUGGGGUUUUGUUUUUAACUGUGUUGUUGUUUCUGUUUAUUCCUAGAAAUGUACUAUUUCUCACCAUUACUUUGUUUUUAAAAUGAUGAUCAAUGUCCUAUGAAGAAAAAAUCUAUGGCAUGUUUAAAACUGUGUACCAUAUCUCAUUUGUUACAAGUUAAAUUCUACUGAAUUUUCCUGGAGGUUGACAAGAUAUAUAAGUACUUAAUUUGAGUAGAAAUUCGUAACACUUAGUUAGCAUUCGUUGUUCAGCAGACACUGCCUUCCUUGUGGUCUGACACUGCUGACUUGAUGUGAAAUCUAUGGUCAUUAACUGGUAGUCAACUACAGAAGUUCUAAAACCAAACUUUUUUGUACAGGCUACAUAUUGUAGUGAGAUCAAGCUAGUAUUGAAUUGAAGUUGUAAGGCUGGAAAUGUUUGAAAGAAAUUAUAACAAAAGAAAGGUAUUGCCUCUAGAGCAGUUUUCUGUGUUUUCCUAUUUUGAUUUUGAGGGACCAUGGAGUUAAAAACUACAUCAACACGUACUAUGGAAUUAGUACUACUAAUUUUAAAUUCCAGUUUGUUGGGUCACUUGUUCUUUAGUAGCAGUGACUACGGUUACAGUAGUAGGCCUUUAACUGCCUUUUGGUUUUAGUGCCUUAGUGGAUUCGGACGUGUAUGUACCCUUGUACUUUGUUGUACAUAAGGAGACAAUGUACAUAUUGUAAACCACCUGCUUUACUGCCUGAUACAUAAAAGUUUUGCAGGAGUGCUUCCAGUCCCAUAAUUAAUACACACAUGAAGGAGAACUUAUGACCAGACAAUAUUUUUUCUACAAAUCUAUAAAAUUUGAUCAUGCCUUGAGUUGUAAACUAUGAUCAGAUGUUGGGUCAAUUCCGCAUAAAUUAUUUGUAUGAUUAAGCAGAGCAAUUCUAGAUAUGCAUGUUAAAAUAAUUAGCAUCUUAACAACGUAUAGAUAUGUGAUUCAUGUUGAUUGGAGCUCAUUGAUGACACAUUUGAAUUAAAUGACCAUAGAUUGAACUGUAUUAAGUGGAUAUUUCCUGAUAAAUAAAUUUGACCUCAGUAAGUAAUUAUGUUUACCUAAUCCGUUGGUUUGUUCUAUGACAUUUAUCCAUAGAAGCUCUUUUGUUCUACCUUUUGACUCGUCUGGUCAGACUAAGUGUUCUCAAUUAUGUGGACAACAAACCUUAAGCCCCAUCGGUCUACAUCAACAAUUAUAAUCAGCUUCAUUUGUCAUUUUAUCUUCAAUUCUCUACAGUGAGAAAUCAUUUUUUCUUCUUCUAAAUUCAUGGUCACUUUUGUGAUUACGUGUUUUUGGCCUGAAGGCUCAUCAUGAGUACUGCUGAUAACGAUUUUAGAAAAUAAUUGUAUGUGAAACAAAAUAGUGAAACUAGUAAUUGAGCAUGUUGUGUGGGAGUAAAGAAAAUGAUCAUAUAAUUAGUUUUUAAAUAUGGAGGAAGUAUUUUUAUUUUUGUUGGUGAUUGAUGAGAGGAGUGGUGGGAGUGGUAUUUUACUACACAUCUGCAAUGCUCCGCUCCACUGCUUCUGAUAGUGUACAUUUGUUCUGUAUAGCUGAGAGAAGUAAGAAAUAAAAUGUGUUAACUUAA
This is a messenger RNA of Frankliniella occidentalis (western flower thrips), 7352 nucleotides long. It is a transcript of the gene Mob2, whose product is annotated as MOB kinase activator-like 2. Gene Ontology annotation, cellular component: cytoplasm; nucleus. NCBI's taxonomy places the organism in Eukaryota, Metazoa, Arthropoda, Insecta, Thysanoptera, Thripidae. The transcript has 5 exons. Bases 146 to 1084 code for a protein of 312 amino acids. The record is from RefSeq and is a predicted model, not a curated record. Gene Ontology annotation, molecular function: protein kinase activator activity. Gene Ontology annotation, biological process: signal transduction; positive regulation of protein phosphorylation.